Messenger RNA from Pistacia vera, 1521 nucleotides. RefSeq names its product E3 ubiquitin-protein ligase Topors. The transcript has 6 exons. The coding region runs from base 77 to 967 and encodes 296 amino acids. The record is from RefSeq and is a predicted model, not a curated record. Lineage: Eukaryota; Viridiplantae; Streptophyta; Magnoliopsida; Sapindales; Anacardiaceae. Gene Ontology annotation, biological process: protein monoubiquitination; protein polyubiquitination. Gene Ontology annotation, molecular function: ubiquitin protein ligase activity.
UAUUAUCUCUGUAUUCUUCUAAUAUAAUAAGGUUCCAAUAAACUCAAGGGACACUUUUUCUCUCUCUCGCUAAAGAAUGGACUCAUCUUCUUCCCGAAGAUCGGAUUACAACAACACAAACAACGAGAAGUUCCACCGCCAGAAGUUCGUAUCGAGAAUACUUUCGCCAGCAAUUCGGGGGCAAAAUUGUCCAAUAUGUUUAAACACCAUCUCCGAUUGCAGAGCUGCGGUGCUUACAGAUUGUACCCACGCCUACUGCUUGCAUUGCAUCAGCAAAUGGAGCAAUUUGAAGCGCAACUGCCCUCUCUGCAACGCACCGUUUGAUUCCUGGUUCUACAAGAUCAACCUCUCAACUCGAAACUUCCUCCAACAGCGAUUACCUCCUCUUGGCAAGGGCAAAACUGUCACUUCUCAUUCUCACUCCAGCUCAAGAGGUCCACCACAAAGGAUUAUGCAAAGAUCAAGACAUGAAUUGAUCAGUGGUAGGCAGGAAGCAAGACAAUUGCCAUGGAGACGAUCGUUUGGACGGCCAGGAUCGGUGCCUGAGCCCGUCAUCGCUGAAAGAAAACUUCAGUGGCGUGCCAGCGUUUAUAACCAACGCUUGCAAGCUGUUCCUUUAUCUUCUAGGAAUUGCGUUCACCAGAAUGUUGCAGUGAAUAAAUUUGUGAAAGAAAGAAUACUGCAGAGAAUAGAACCGUGGAUCCAAAGGGAGCUCCAUGCUAUCCUUGGGGACCUAGAUCCAUCCGUUAUUGUUCAUGUGGCCUCCUCACUUUUUAUUGCAAGUCUAGAAGGAAAGUUUAAUCAUCCUUCAAGACUGCUUGGUGUUAAACGCGACUUUUUAGCACCCUUGCAACCUUUCUUGCAUGAUGAGACCGCCAUGUUCUGGCAUGAAUUGAGAUGUUUUGCAGAGAGUUCAUUUACAAUGGAAACGUAUGAUUCAGUGGUUGAAUAUAAAGAGUUGGCUUAAGUGCUGCGAAAUAAUGUUUCAUCCCCUGAUUUGUUGGCUGCACAAGCCUAUUGAUUGAGGAUGAGCCAAGUCUUAUGAAGCAAAGAUGUCACCCCAGAUCAAAACUCAGAGUUGCAACCUGGAGCAAAGUGCUCAACAUAAUGGCUGUGUCAAUGGGUAGUGGGGGCAUAUCUCAUCAUUGAGUAUAGAGGAGGUGUUGCUUUGGCAAAAGAAAAUGCAAAAUUGGAUUGAGUUGAGAGCAGAAGCUGGAUCAAAUUAUGAUUUAAAAACAGAGUUUGGAAUCUCACAAAUCACUGUCUUUCUCAAUUCAAUCAGGGGCAUAGAUGCAUGUAUUAAGAUGUAUAGAAACUGAAGAUUGUGUUAACGAAUUGCAUUGACAAAAUCAUCAAAUUUGUAUGUUCUUACCGUUGCCUUAAACCAUCAAUAAUAGCUCGAGGGUUUGUAUGAUAUUGACAAUAUGAGUACGUACUCAAGAUUAAUGAAAUUGAGAUUUAUCAAGUCACAACUGACAAGUUCUCCAGAUUCAGUCACCUGUACAAAUUGUUAUAUUUACU